Priapulus caudatus is the source of this 882-nucleotide messenger RNA. RefSeq names its product glucose dehydrogenase [FAD, quinone]-like. The record is from RefSeq and is a predicted model, not a curated record. The transcript is spliced from 8 exons. Gene Ontology annotation, molecular function: oxidoreductase activity, acting on CH-OH group of donors; flavin adenine dinucleotide binding. NCBI's taxonomy places the organism in Eukaryota, Metazoa, Priapulida, Priapulimorpha, Priapulimorphida, Priapulidae. Bases 1 to 882 code for a protein of 293 amino acids.
AUGUGGCAGAAGUUGGAUUCGAUGCUGGCGGUUUGGAUGUGGGAGGGCGAGCAGUACCACGGUGUUGGAGGACCUCUUACUAUCACACAAUCCACCUACACGAAACUUGGAGACGUGGUUCUAGAUGCAGCGCGGGAAUUAGGAUAUAGAGUUGGUGAUGUGAAUGGAGAAAGCCCGUUCGGGGUUAUGAAGACACAGGCAAACAUCAGAGGUGGCACGCGCGCAGACACUGCUAAGGUUUUCUUAAAACCCGCGGUAAACAGACCGAAUCUUCACAUAUUAACAAAUGCUCACGUGACAAAGGUGAUGUUCGAGGGCAAGAGGGCGGUAGGCUUGCAGUUUAUACAUGCUGCCGAGAAGAAACAGGCGAGAGCGUCUCGGGAAGUGAUCAUCUCUGCUGGAACUAUCGGCUCUUCUCACAUCCUCCUCUUGUCUGGCGUUGGACCCAAAGAGCAACUCGACCAGUUCAAUAUACCACUGGUUGCUGAUUUACCGGUUGGAAAGCAUCUGCAGGACCAUGUCGGCAUAUACUACCCAGAGAUUUUAAUCAGCAAAAAUAUAUCAGUGAUGAAAGAAGAACUACUCAGCUUUAAGACCAACGCUAAGUGGGAUUUGUUAGGGCUAGGCGCUCUUUCGGCUAGCGGCGUGGACGCUGUUGGUUUCUUUAAUACAGCUGGGUUGGAAAAGAAAGGCGUGCCACCAGAUAUGCAGCUACACAUGGCCAGCUUCGGAAUGGGAUCCAUAGAUGAAGAUUUUACAUAUAAUUGCCUGGGACUCGAUAGAAAGUUUAUCAAGGACGCCAACUAUGCCGCCCAAGAGAAUCGUCCUCUUUUCUCGUGGAUACCAUCUUUGUUGCAACCUAAAAGUAUUAUCCUCUCAUAG